Neoarius graeffei (lesser salmon catfish) is the source of this 4338-nucleotide messenger RNA. RefSeq names its product structural maintenance of chromosomes 3 (gene smc3). Lineage: Eukaryota; Metazoa; Chordata; Actinopteri; Siluriformes; Ariidae. Gene Ontology annotation, molecular function: double-stranded DNA binding; ATP hydrolysis activity; cohesin loader activity. Gene Ontology annotation, biological process: mitotic sister chromatid cohesion. Gene Ontology annotation, cellular component: chromosome. The coding region runs from base 177 to 3830 and encodes 1217 amino acids. The record is from RefSeq and is a predicted model, not a curated record. The transcript is spliced from 29 exons.
UUGUUAUUUCUGUUUACGUGAGGGAAAAAAAAUACUUCAUGCACCGAAUUUGGAUUUAUUAAAGUGCACGAUAUUUUAUUUUUUUUCCUUCAUAACCCUUCUUCUCUGCGUGGAGGAAGAGGAGGAGGGUGCGGAGCUUGUUUUGGUUUGGAAGGUGACUCGGGAAAGGCGAAACUAUGUACAUUAAGCAGGUGAUCAUCCAGGGCUUCCGCAGUUACAGAGACCAGACUGUGGUGGACCCUUUCAGCUCCAAGCACAAUGUGAUCGUGGGCAGAAAUGGAUCUGGAAAGAGUAACUUCUUUUACGCGAUCCAGUUUGUGCUGAGUGAUGAAUUCAGUCACCUGCGGCCUGAGCAGCGUCUGGCCCUGCUGCACGAGGGCACCGGUCCUCGAGUCAUCUCUGCUUUUGUGGAAAUUAUAUUCGACAACUCCGACAACAGGCUUCCGAUUGAUAAAGAGGAGGUUUCAUUACGGCGAGUCAUCGGAGCGAAGAAGGACCAGUACUUCCUUGAUAAGAAGAUGGUGACGAAGAAUGAUGUGAUGAAUUUGUUGGAGAGUGCAGGUUUUUCUCGCAGUAACCCGUACUACAUCGUAAAGCAGGGAAAGAUCAACCAGAUGGCCACGGCUCCUGACUCCCAGCGUCUGAAGCUCCUGAGGGAGGUGGCAGGAACCCGAGUGUACGACGAGCGCAAGGAGGAGAGUAUCUCCCUGAUGAAGGAGACAGAGGGAAAGAGGGAGAAGAUCAACGAGCUGCUGAAAUACAUCGAGGAGCGACUGCACACGCUGGAGGAUGAAAAGGAGGAGCUGGCGCAGUACCAGAAAUGGGACAAGAUGAGGAGAGCGCUGGAGUACACCAUCUACAACCAGGAGCUCAAUGAGACUCGGGCCAAGCUCGAUGAGCUGUCCACAAAGAGAGAGACUUGUGGAGACAAAUCAAGGCAGCUACGUGACGCUCAGCAGGAUGCCAGAGACAAAGUGGAGGAGACUGAGCGAGUCGUGCGGGAGCUGAAGGCUCGUAUCUCUGCGAUGAAGGAGGAGAAGGAGCAGCUGAGUGCUGAGCGGCAGGAGCAGAUCAAGCAGAGAACCAAACUGGAGCUCAAAGCCAAAGACCUGCAGGAUGAACUGGCAGGCAACAGCGAACAGAGGAAACGGUUGCUGAAGGAGAGGCAGAAACUGUUGGAGAAGAUUGAAGAGAAACAGAAGGAGCUGCAGGAGACGGAGCCCAAAUUCAAUACAGUGAAGGAGAAAGAGGAGAGAGGCAUUGCCCGGCUGGCCCAGGCCACUCAGGAGCGCACAGACCUGUAUGCCAAACAGGGGCGUGGCAGCCAGUUCACCUCCAAAGAAGAGCGGGAUAAGUGGAUCAAAAAGGAGCUGAAGUCCCUGGACCAGGCCAUUAACGACAAGAAACGGCAGAUCGCUGCCAUCAACAAAGACCUGGAGGACACGGAGGCCAAUAAGGAGAAGAACCUGGAGCAGUAUAAUAAACUGGACCAAGACUUGAAUGAAGUGAAGACCCGUGUUGAGGAGCUGGAUAAGAAAUACUACGAGGUGAAGAACAGGAAGGACGAGCUGCAGAGUGAGAGAAACUACCUGUGGAGAGAGGAGAAUGCGGAGCAGCAGGCCCUGGCAGCUAAGAGAGAAGACCUGGAGAAAAAACAGCAGCUGCUCCGUGCAGCAACAGGAAAGGCCAUUCUGAACGGCAUCGACAGCAUUAAUAAAGUUCUGGAACAUUUCCGCCGGAAAGGCAUCAACCAGCAUGUUAUCAACGGGUACCAUGGCAUCGUCAUGAACAAUUUUGAGUGUGAGCCCGCCUUCUACACCUGCGUGGAGGUGACUGCUGGAACCAGGUUGUUUUACCACAUCGUAGAGACUGACGAGGUGAGCACUAAAAUUCUGAUGGAGUUUAAUAAGAUGAACCUGCCUGGAGAGGUCACUUUCCUGCCCCUCAGCAAGCUGGACGUCCGGGACACCGCCUACCCCGAGACCAAUGAUGCCAUCCCGAUGAUCAGCAAAUUACGCUACAGUCCAAACUUUGAUAAAGCCUUCAAGCACGUGUUUGGGAAGACCCUUAUCUGUCGCAGUAUGGAGGUUUCCACGCAGCUGGCUCGAGCCUUCACGAUGGACUGCAUUACUUUGGAGGGAGACCAGGUGAGUCACCGCGGCGCGCUCACAGGCGGGUACUAUGAUACAAGGAAGUCUCGUCUGGAGCUUCAGAAGGAUAUGCGCAAAGCUGAGGAGGAGCUCUCCGAGCUAGAAGCCAAACUCAAUGAAAACCUGCGCAGGAACAUCGAACGCAUCAAUAACGAGAUCGAUCAGCUGAUGAACCAGAUGCAGCAGAUCGAGACGCAGCAGAGGAAGUUUAAGGCCUCUCGAGACAGCAUCCUCUCCGAGAUGAAGAUGCUUAAGGAGAAAAGGCAGCAGUCUGAGAAAACCUUCAUGCCAAAGCAACGCAGUCUGCAGAGUCUGGAGGCCAGUCUGCAUGCCAUGGAGAGCACACGCGAGUCCCUGAAGGCUGAGCUCGGCACUGACCUGCUCUCUCAGCUCAGCCUGGAGGAUCAGCGUCGCGUUGACGACCUCAACGACGAGAUCCGGCAGCUGCAGCAGGACAACAGGCAGCUGCUGAACGAGAGAAUUAAACUGGAGGGCAUUAUGACCAGGGUGGAGACGUACCUGAAUGAGAACCUGCGCAAACGCCUCGACCAGGUGGAACAGGAGCUGAAUGAGCUGAGAGAGACAGAAGGAGGAACCGUCCUCACAGCCACUACGUCAGAGUUAGAUGGUAUCAACAAACGCAUCAAAGACACAAUGGCCCGAUCUGAGGACCUGGACACACUAAUUGAUAAGACCGAGGUAGAGAUUAAGGACCACAUAAAAAGCAUGGAGCGUUGGAAGAACAUCGAGAAGGAGCAGAACGAGGCCAUCAACCAUGACACCAAGGAGCUGGAGAAGAUGACUAACCGGCAGGGCAUGCUGCUGAAGAAGAAGGAGGAGUGCAUGAAGAAGAUCCGUGAGCUCGGCUCCCUGCCACAGGAGGCGUUUGAGAAGUACCAGACGCUCACGCUUAAACAGCUCUUCCGUAAGCUGGAGCAGUGUAACACGGAGCUGAAGAAGUACAGCCACGUGAAUAAGAAGGCUCUGGACCAGUUUGUGAACUUUUCCGAGCAGAAGGAGAAGCUAAUAAAGAGGCAGGACGAGCUGGACAGAGGCUACAAGUCCAUCAUGGAGCUCAUGAACGUCCUGGAGCUGCGUAAAUAUGAAGCCAUCCAGCUCACCUUCAAACAGGUGUCUAAGAACUUCAGUGAGGUCUUCCAGAAGUUAGUUCCCGGAGGCAAAGCUACUCUGGUGAUGAAGAAAGGAGACACCGAAGGGGGACAGUCUCAGGAUGAGGGGGAGAGCGGAGCUGACAGUGAGAGAGGCUCCGCCUCUCAGAGCAGUGUUCCUAGCGUCGACCAGUUCACAGGAGUCGGAAUCAGAGUGUCCUUCACAGGCAAGCAGGGAGAGAUGAGGGAGAUGCAGCAGCUGUCCGGAGGGCAGAAGUCUCUGGUGGCGCUUGCACUCAUCUUCGCUAUUCAGAAGUGUGACCCCGCCCCCUUCUACCUGUUUGAUGAGAUCGACCAGGCUUUGGAUGCACAGCACAGGAAAGCUGUGUCAGAUAUGAUUGUGGAGUUAGCGGGGCACGCUCAGUUCAUCACCACCACCUUCAGACCCGAGCUGCUGGAGUCAGCUGACAAGUUCUAUGGAGUCAAAUUCAGAAACAAGGUGAGUCACAUCGACGUGAUCUCCGCCGAGCAGGCGAAGGACUUCGUGGAGGACGACACCACUCAUGGCUAACGGUCAAGACUCCGCCUCCUCUUCCUCUCUCUGUUCUCAUAGUUCCGUCAAGCCUGAGUGAAUGGAGUGUCAGGUUUUUUUCUAAUCUGACUCGGGGCCUUUUUUUUGUUUUAAUACACAUCAUAUUGGAUUUUUUUGUUUUGUUUUGUUAAACACUGAAGCAAAAGCAUGGUUGUCUUUUGAAUAUAUUAUAUUCAAAAUGUAUUGUGCUAUUAUUUGUAUUGUGGAUGGACACUUUUUUUUUUUUUUUCUUUUGGACGGUGUAACUUUUAUAACAGAAAGCAACGGACACGUGCUCACGUCUCCACAUCCCCCCCCCCCCCCCCCCCCCAAAAAAAAAAAAAAAAAGCUGUUAAAUGUUAGUCAUGUUGGGUUUAGGUUAUCGUUUUUCAUUCCUUAGGAUAUUUUAGAUCAUUUUCAAUCCAACUUAUUUUACCUAAUCACUUUGUUUUAAUUUGUUCUCAGCUGUUACUCAAAAAUAAAGAUGUUCAGAUGUAUGUAAAGAUGA